AAAAAGUUAUAUGGGAAAAGGGUUGAUUUAGCGCCACCGGUACAUUGGCUCCCCCUACUGGCUAAAGUCAAAAGUGCUGCACCUUGUUAAGCUUCCCAAAUGUUUCAAAUGUGAGAACCACGUGGGUGUGCUUGAUUAUUAUUUUUUAUUAUAGUUUUUUUAUUUUUUAUAUUGUCAAUUUCUAAAAAUCUAUUUUAGUUAAUUCGUGUAGUUUAUUCUGCAUGUAUCCUUUGUUUGAUUUAAGUUUUCUCGGAUAAGGUUUGCUGCCCUCCUGUGGCCAAUUUAGUGUAUUGCAAUAUCCUGUUUUAAUGCUUCUUUUGAUGGUUUAUUCUUUAUUCUUAUCGCACCGUUUCGGCUCAAAACUUUCACGUAAACCAAUAACUAUAAACGUUUUUUUUUUCUGGGAGGUCAGAAGUUGUUGGGCGGCUCUGUCAGUCGCGAUGACCUCAGUGUAACAUGACACAUCGAGCGGGGAAGGGCUGGAUGAGGAGUUUAUGGGAUGAACAAGCCCAACCCUCCAGGUCCCAGCCAGGUUGAAGUCUGCAUUUCUCUCUCGGGUGGGGCUGGUGACUUUAUCUCUUGGCUUUUUGGAUUCCGAUCGUUUAGUUGAACGCAGGACCCGCCGCGCACAGACUUUCCUCUACUUCCACGCUCUCUUAUCGGCCGGACAUGUUUCGCUGUGGAAUCGCAUACCCCCGCUGCAGGUGGAUCGUUCCCCUGUUGCUGGUCUUCGCUAUCAUUUUUGACAUCAUCGCCAUCGCCGCCAAGUCGGGAUGGGUGGAGGACGAGGACGCCAAGAGCCACUACGCCAACAUGUGGAACGAGUGGCGCGGCCGCGGGGGCAACUGGGACAGCAAGAGCCUGAUGGAGUACUCAUGGGCCCAGGCUGUUGCUGCCCUGAUGAUCAUUGGUCUCAUCCUCCUCAUCAUAGCCUUCAUCGUAGCUGUGGUGGCUAUGUGCAGAGUUGAUACUGGGGCCAUGAUUGCCACAGCAGUAUUCCUGGCUAUUGUUGUGAUAUUCCAGAUCAUCGCUCUGAUCAUCUACCCCGUCAACUUCAACGAGCGCAUUUUCGAGGGCCAGUACUACUACACUUGGGCCUACGGUUUUGGCUGGGGCGCCACCAUCCUCAGCCUGGGCUGCUCCAUCCUGUUCUGCUGUCUGCCCAAGUACGAGGCCGAGCUGAACGGCGACGAAAAGAUCAAAUACAUUUACCAGAGUCAAUAAAGACAACAAAAUCCGCCGCCUGGCCGCCCGGUCACUGCUUCCUGAAGUUACCAAAGCUCCACAUUAAAUUCAUCAACCAAAACAUCCCAGAGGGAACUGGAUCACGCCCAGCGCUCACUUUUAAGUUAGCCAACUAUCCCUCAAAUGUUUAUUUUUUUUGGCUAUUUUAUCUGCUUAUUGUCUAAAUUUUCACCCAAGUGCUCUUAUCUUGAAAGAAGUAGACGGUGUUCUACUGGAUUCCAACACAUAUCAUAAAAAAGUAGAAAUGAUGGAAGUGCUCCUCUGCGUGAGGUAAAAGGGAUCCACUGUUAUCAGAAAAGGCUCUAGCCGCCAUUUUUGCACCUUGUCGUGUGUCUCCUUAUGUACUAUAUGGUAAAAAGAACUCCAAAAUUAAGAAAGUGGUGAAACUGGGAGAUCUUUGAGUUGUGUGUGGAUUUUUGUUUUUUUAGUUUUGCAAGAUAACGUUUGGGUGACACAGAAAUGUUUGUUUUACUUUGAUGCCGUGGCCUUUUUCUGAAUUUGUAAAGUUUGCCUAAAAACUUGUAUUUUCUUUAGUCUUUUGCAGUAUUCUCUUCGUUUUAAUACUUGUAUUUAAAGUUGUAAAUGAAGCGAAUUCUUUUUCUUUUUCAAACUCAAACCAGCUGAUUGUUAAACGAGUUAUGGGAUAUAAUUUUAGUUUAAAGGGACCAAUAUUUUUACUGUAUCUAUAUUUUGUCACACAUUUCAUAUGUUCUCAAGCCUUACAGUAGGUGCUCAACCACCUCAUUUGUUUAAAAAAGUGCCUUAACUUCAUCCUUUUUUUUUUUUUUUUUGCUGGUUUGUCUGGUUGUACCAACUGUUCUUGUAAAGCAAUAAUUGAGCUCAAACAUCAACGGAAUUAAACGUUUUUCAUUGGAAUACAGGAAAUGGUUCUAUUGUAGUACAUUUUAGGAAGUCUACUAACAGAAAUACCCAAAAUUAUAGUUUAAAAAUCUAAUUUAAACAUGUAUUUUUCUGCCAUAACACAUAAUCAUCUUUUAUUCUUUUUUAUUUUCCAUAACUGGGUAAAUACUGUACUAAAAGAAGAAAUUCACUGGAAAUCUCCCAGUUUUUUUCUCUGCUGUAAGAAUUAUUUUUGCUAGUUUUGUGUAUUUUUAUGAAAUAAACAGUUCUUGCUUCGAAA
Messenger RNA from Oryzias melastigma (Indian medaka), 2386 nucleotides. RefSeq names its product p53 apoptosis effector related to pmp22 (gene perp). The record is from RefSeq and is a predicted model, not a curated record. The transcript has 3 exons. NCBI's taxonomy places the organism in Eukaryota, Metazoa, Chordata, Actinopteri, Beloniformes, Adrianichthyidae. Gene Ontology annotation, cellular component: membrane; cell-cell junction. Gene Ontology annotation, biological process: cell-cell adhesion. The coding region runs from base 670 to 1224 and encodes 184 amino acids.